This is a messenger RNA of Oncorhynchus masou masou (cherry salmon), 1988 nucleotides long. It is a transcript of the gene apex2, whose product is annotated as APEX nuclease (apurinic/apyrimidinic endonuclease) 2. The transcript has 6 exons. Gene Ontology annotation, cellular component: nucleus. Gene Ontology annotation, biological process: base-excision repair. The record is from RefSeq and is a predicted model, not a curated record. NCBI's taxonomy places the organism in Eukaryota, Metazoa, Chordata, Actinopteri, Salmoniformes, Salmonidae. Bases 107 to 1882 code for a protein of 591 amino acids. Gene Ontology annotation, molecular function: DNA binding; phosphoric diester hydrolase activity; DNA-(apurinic or apyrimidinic site) endonuclease activity.
CUUCCGGGUCACUUCCGUGUUAUCCAGUCGUCACGUUUCAAGUACAAUUUUUGUAAAGCAAAUUGUAGAAAAUAUGUGAAACGUUGGUCACGAGUGUCGUAAAACUAUGAAGAUUGUCAGUUGGAACAUUAAUGGCAUAAGAACGUUCAAGGGCGGAAUUAAAAAUGCGCUUGAGUCGCUGGAUGCUGACAUUGUAUGUGUCCAAGAGACAAAAGUAACAAGAGACCUGCUGGAUGAGAGGACUGCUAUUGUUGAAGGUUAUAACUCAUAUUUCAGCUUUAGUCGUGGACGCAGUGGCUACUCAGGAGUUGCUACUUACUGCAAAGACAGUGCCACCCCAUUUGCUGCAGAAGAGGGCUUGACCGGUCUGCUGACCACCAACCACGAGGGGACCAUUGGAUGCUAUGGUGACUCGAGUGAGUUCUCCAGUGAGGAGCUGCAGCUCCUGGACAACGAGGGAAGGGCUGUUCUCACACAGCACAGAGUCAUGUGUGAAGACACACCUGAAACAGUUACGGUUAUCAAUGUAUACUGCCCACGAGCUGACCCAGAAAAGCCUGAACGUAAACAUUUCAAACUGCAGUUCUACAAGCUGCUUCAAUAUCGGGCUGAAGCAAUUUUAGAAGCUGGGAGCCGUGUAAUCAUCUUGGGAGAUGUGAAUACAUCCCACCGGCCCAUAGAUCACUGUGACCCAGAUUACAUAGAGGAUUUUGAGGAUCACCCCGGGAGGAAAUGGCUAAACGGUUUACUGGUUGAUGACAGUGAAGGAAAUGAGUAUGAAAAAAACAAUGAGGAGUCUGAGAAUACCUCAUCAAAACCCCUCCGCAGCGGCAAGUUUGUGGACACCUUCCGCCAUUUUCACCCAACACGCUCCAAGGCCUUCACCUGUUGGAACACUAUGACUGGAGCCAGGCAGACCAACUAUGGCACACGUAUCGACUACAUCUUCGCAGACCAUCCCUUGGUUAAAAGGGGGUUUGUGGCAGCAGACAUCAUGCCAGAGGUGGAGGGGUCUGAUCACUGCCCUGUCUGGGGGAAACUGUGCUGCCCCCUCCUGUCCAGCGCCAAGCUGCCUCCCCUCUGUACCCGCAACCUACCAGAGUUCGCUGGCAGGCAGCAGAAACUCUCACGCUUCCUUGUCAAGAUGGACCAACAACAACCUGCCAGAGAGGCUUGCAGGGACCCACUACCAGGAUCUCAGGAGACUGGGGAGACCCGAGAGAACCUGAAUCCACUGGGAUCAGCAGGGACCACCUCCACUGGAAUGAAACGGAAGUUGGCAGUGGAAUCCUGUGUACCAAAGAGCAAAAAGAUUAUGACACUGAAGGCUGCUACCCCAAAGCCCCAGGGCAACCUCCUAGCCUUUUUCAAGCCCAAAUCCAUACCUGUGGCCCCAACCAGGGAAGACCCUGUGAGUCAGUGUGAGAGGGGAGAAGAGAGAAAUGAAAUGACCGCAUCACAACCACAUACCUUCAAGGGAGGACAUUCUGCAGGACAAGAUGUUCCAUCAAUUCCAGGCACGCCGUGCACAGAAUAUCCCCAGGGUGUCUGUAUGGGAGACAAAGUCCAUGUACCGGGCAGCAACAUGCAGGAUGCCAGUGUCAAUAGUCAAAACCAGGAGAAGGAUGCAGCCCUGGCUACUGUAGACCCCCCAUGUCCCAGGAAGGGGGCUUCACUGGGUGGGUUCUGGAAGACGGUCCUGCGUGGGCCACCUCCACCGCCCCCCUGUAAGGCUCAUGGGGAACCCUGUGUACUCCGCACAGUCAAGAAGGCAGGUCCAAACAUGGGCAAGCAGUUCUUUGUGUGUAACCGCCCUCAGGGCCAUGCAUCCAAUCCCGAGGCUCGCUGUAACUACUUUUCUUGGGUGGAUAAAGGAAAAUAGUGACUAUGCCGUAGAAACGCACUGACAUUUCCUCCAUGUAGUGUUUUUAUAAGCAUUGUUAAUCUGUUUGAUAUAUUAGUCAAAUAAAGACAGUUUUAUAAAUGUA